Molecule: messenger RNA, 2264 nt
Organism: Chironomus riparius
Lineage: Eukaryota; Metazoa; Arthropoda; Insecta; Diptera; Chironomidae
Source: the annotation of a GenBank genome assembly
UUUUACUCAGUCUUUCAGUAACUGCCGAAGUGUUAACGUGUGUCGAUCAAUAGAGCUCAUUGAUUAUCUCGGAAUUCCCCCAAAAAGAGUACUAUGUCAUUGUGAGUUCUAUGAAGCAAUAAAUACAUACCGAGAUUUUUUUGAGAUUAUGUGAUGAAUUAAGUAAGAAAUUUGCUUAAAAAAUAAUUUAAAUUUCUUAGCUCAUCGGAAGCAAACAAAACAGGUUAUUAAGUAAAACGAUCAAGCACUCUUCUGUCAUUGCCGUGUGAUUUUUUUUUCUUUGCCUUUUGGACAUAAAAAAAUAAAGUUGAAAAACAGGAGACAUAGACAAGUGUUCUUGCAAUUAUUAAAGAGAAGUCAUCAAAAUGCUUAGGACAUCAAUAUGCGUGUUUGUGUUGUUGGGUGUCUUUACUCUCAAUGUAAAUGGGCAGCAUCCAAAAGGUGAAACCUAUCGAGGACAGCAAUAUUAUAGUGGAACUCAACAACAAACUUACUAUCCGAAUGAUCCUUCAAGGCAAACCAUUAGUCAAUAUCCUCAAACAGCAUAUCAAAAUCAGCAACAAACUUAUCAAAAACCACAACAACAAUAUUAUCAAAAUCCACAGCCAAAUUAUCAGCAGCAACCACAACCAAGCUAUCAGCAACAGCAAACAACUCAACAGAAUUAUCAAAAACCUUAUAGCAAUAAUCAGCAGCAAUCUGUAAGACCUUUGCAGUCAAAUGUCAACAAUCAAGCUGUUAAACCAAUUUACAGUCUUCAAAAUCCAAGACCGUCAGGUUCUAAUCCUAGUCUUAACACAAGAUUCGGUCCAGGAGAUGAUCCUAAUGCAUAUAAUAAUAAUCAAGAAAUUACUUCAAGAAAACCACCAAAUAAAGUUGCCUCUAGACCUCCAAAACCAGCUGCUGUUCCUCCACGAUUUGACGAUAUUAAUAAUCGAAAAUUGACUUGGGAUGAACAGCUUACAAAUAAUGCUGAAAAGUUUGCAUUGCUUUUGUUUGCAUAUUUGGCUGAAAGCGAGACUGGAAACUUUAUGAUUUCACCACAGUCUAUCCAUAACUUAUUAGACCUAAUUGCUGAAGGAGCCUCUGGCAAAACUUAUGAUGAACUUAACACUGUUUUGGGUCUUAUCAAUAGACAACGUACACGUGAUUUCCAUCAAUACUCUAACUUAGCAUUAAAUCGUAGUGCAGCUGACGUCUCAGUGCGUCAAUUUUCUGCAUUGAUUGGAGAUGUCAACAGACCAAUUGGAAGAGAAUAUGAGGAUGUUGUGGAACAAAUUUAUAAUGCUGAUUAUAUUCCUGUUAAUUUUAAAAAUAUCGAAGGAACAUUACGCGAAGUUAAUGAUGUAGUCUCAAAAAAUACCAAUGGACAAAUUAGAGAAGCUGUGACUCGAGAAGACUUGUUAAAGGCACAAUUAAUAUUAUUGUCUGGAAUCAAUUUCCAAGGCAAAUGGAAAAGUGUAUUUAAUACAUCAUUCACGAAACAAGAAGCAUUUAAAGAUUUUGAAGAUAAGAAUGUUCUUGGGAAUGUCAACAUGAUGUUCCAACGCGGUCCUUUCCCAUUUGCAGCUAUUAGAGAUUUAGGAUCUUAUUUCAUUGAAUUGCCUUAUGGAACUGACGGAAAUCUUGUAACCAGUCCAGAUCAAGUGAAUGACGAUCGUAUUUCCAUGAUUCUUGCUUUACCAAGAAAAGGACUGCCUUUAUUUGAAGCUAUUGAGAACAUCUACAAAUUUGGAUUCAAUAAAGUAUUGCUUGAAUUAAAGAGAGCUAAAGAGGAAUAUGAAGACGAUGAAGUCGAAGUACACAUUCCACGUUUUGAAGUUGAGACAUCAAUUAAUUUAGUACCAAAUUUGCAAGAAAUGGGAAUUAAUGAUCUCUUUGAUCAGUCGAACGCCAACCUUGAAAGAAUCAACAGCAAUUACUUUGUCUCAUCAGUUCUUCACAAGACUAAAAUUCGUGUUGAUGAGAAAGGAACCGAAGCAUCUGGCGUAACAACCUCAAUAUUUGCAAAUAAGGCAACACCUCCAAAGUUCCAUGCCAACAGACCAUUUCUUUACUUCAUUGUUGAUAAAUCUACCAGACUUAUUCUAUUUUCUGGAGUUUAUCAGAAGCCAGCAUUGUUUUAAACUUUUUCUUUCUACCUUAUCGAAUUUAAUGCUCUUGCUUUGAUCUGUAUGCCUUAAGCCAUCGUUUUUAAAUAACCUUUACUUUGAUUAUUUUUUGUGAAUCAAUUUUUAAAAUAAAUCUAAAUUCUUAAACAUUAA